This is a messenger RNA of Gastrolobium bilobum, 1980 nucleotides long. RefSeq lists its product as uncharacterized. The transcript is spliced from 2 exons. The coding region runs from base 1 to 1980 and encodes 659 amino acids. Lineage: Eukaryota; Viridiplantae; Streptophyta; Magnoliopsida; Fabales; Fabaceae. The record is from RefSeq and is a predicted model, not a curated record.
AUGUUCGUGCAUGUAUUCAGAUCAAUUCAAUGUGCUGUGGAUCCAGCAGGCCUCACUAUGAGUAGAGCAUUUUCAUCAUCAAAGAAACCUUCCACUUUGCCUCCGCCACCUACACCAACCACAGUUGCAACAUCAUGUGCAAAGAAGAAGCAAAGUCCUAGAAGCCCGUUACAGGAUCUCAACCGCAUUUCCAGCAGCAGCAACAGUAGUUAUGCUUCUUCUGGUGUCUCCACUGAAGCCCCAAGGGGUUGCCUCAGGUUCUUGUCUUCCUCUUCUUUUAAAACCCCUGUACACAGACCCAAAAGUCUCUCCAAAACUCCCAACUCAGCCCCUCAUGCACUUGCAUUGAAACAACCUACAUCUAAGUCCUCAAAGGAGAACCUUCCAAAGGGUAAUGCUGGGGUGCAAACCAAAAGACUCGCAUCGGAUAAGCCCCGGACCCUUAGGAAGAAUCCCCCAUCCCUCAACCAGUGGCAGUCUGGUAAGAAAUCAGGAUCCAGGACUGGCCAAAAGUUUAAGCCUUGUUCUGCUUUGAAAGAACAUGGCAAAUGUUCAUCUAGAUUGCCAUCAGCAUCCGAGGAGUUAAAGCAAAAGGAGGGUGUUCUGGGAGGGAUAAAUGAUAAUGCUGAUGAGCAUGCCCAUCGCAAAGGGUGUGAUAAUGAUGCAAACUUGACUCCUUUGAGUAAAAAAGUUACUGGGUCAGAUUUGGAUGUUACAGUUUUAGGGGAUGCGGAGGAGAACCCAAACACAAGCAUUAGUAAAACACCUCCAAUUAAUGACUCUGUUUCUCCAGAGAUACAAUGUGGGUCUUCUUUGGUUUCAACAAAAACACCUGUCUGUUAUGGUGCUGGUUAUGUUGUUUCUGGUGUCACUGACAAGAGGAAAUGUAGGCCUAGAGGGAUUCUCAUUGUAGAAGAGAACAAUUCAAGCUUUGAUAAAAUGACUGCUAACAGUUUUGAUGAUGAUGAGAAAAAAACAAGGGAUAUUGAUGGCAAUGCUAGUCCUCCCUUAUUGCCUUUGCCAACUGAAGCUUUAGUGCAUUGGAUUUCUUCUCCACGUAACAAGGGAAAGAAAAUUCUGAGUCCGAAACCUGAAAAUGAACUAAAUCAAAGUCAGGGACUAGCAGAAUCCACAACUCUUUGUUCCAGUACUUCACCAUCAUCCAGUUCUAAAACUUUUUGGAAUGUAAGUGAGAGCAGUGACUUGUCUGGUGCUGCUAAUGGUGUCAGGAGAAAAGUGAGUUGUUCAAUUUCUCCAAGUGGACUUUCUGAAAUUCCAGUACCUUUUGAUGCCACAUUAUCGCCUUUUUAUACAUCCAUAUUGUUUUCUCCCAGUUCCAUGCCUUGUUGUAGGGUAGGUAGCUCAGAAAAAGGAAAAAAUGAUCGAUACAAUGUCAUUGAUGAGAAUUCUCCCUUCUCCCUGAAUUCAUUUGGUAGUGGAAAUGUUAUUCAAACUCCACAGUCAGAUUCCAGUUCAGAUUUACAUGUUGGAUUAUCAUUGGUGCAUGCAGACAAUCGAAAGGAAGAUAAUUCUAAUGCUGAACUUAAUUCGUUCAAUGAAGUUCUUCCAUCAGAAAACUUGCUUCUCAAUAGUUCUAUGCCACUGGAGGAUUCUGUUAAUUCAAGUUUCCAAUUCGAUCUCAGCAAACUUCCAAAAUUUUUGGAUGAUCAGGAUCCUUGGUUAUCUAGUCCUACAAUAGAGAAUGCAUCACAAUCCCAGAUGAGGAUAUCAUGGAGGGAAGGGUUAAUGAGCCAACUUUAUGAGGUGGAUGAAUUUGACUGUUGUAGAUGCUUGUCAGAUGAAGAAGACCUUGACCAUGACUAUGGUAGCAAGAGGUUAUCAGGUCCUCAAGAAAUUGAUGGACCUGGCAAACCAGCUUUGAUAUCAUGUUCAUGUGCUGAGUCCAUAAGCACUGAUGGAGGGAGUCUAGUUGCUUCAGACUGGACUUUAUGCUACAUGAACAAGUUAUUUGAUCCUUAA